Messenger RNA from Scylla paramamosain (green mud crab), 3208 nucleotides. RefSeq names its product E3 ubiquitin-protein ligase Hakai-like (gene Hakai). Bases 131 to 1504 code for a protein of 457 amino acids. Gene Ontology annotation, biological process: protein ubiquitination; regulation of cell adhesion. The transcript is spliced from 6 exons. The record is from RefSeq and is a predicted model, not a curated record. Gene Ontology annotation, molecular function: ubiquitin protein ligase activity. NCBI's taxonomy places the organism in Eukaryota, Metazoa, Arthropoda, Malacostraca, Decapoda, Portunidae.
AGUAUAAGUCAGAAUCCAAUAAAAUCUGUUAGAUAUUAAAUUAGAUCAUAUUAAGGCAGGCAACACAAGACCCGCUCCCCCGUCAUCCAGAGCGUCACCCGCAGUAAACAAAUUGAUCGGCGUGGUCGUCAUGGAGGAGAAGGGAAAGGACUAUGAGGAGCGGAGGGGCCGAGGGCGUGGGAGGGGUCGAGGCCGGCCCAGGGGACGAGCCAAAGCUCCACCCAGGGGACUUCGUGUUCGGAAAAGGAAUAUGAUUGAAAGCGAGGAAGAAGAGGAAGAACCAACACCCGAUGAAAACGACCCACCUAAAGCAAAGCAGUAUGACCAAGACUGUGACAUCUCAUCCCUGGAGGCACCCACCUUUACUACACUGGACCGAGGACCACCAGCACCCAUGCUGCGCCUCUCCUGGGACCACCCUGUCAAUCUCAUUGGAGAGAAAGUGCUCUCACCACGCAUCCACAUUUGUGAUUCAUGCAACAAACCCAUCCUUAUCUAUGGCAGAAUGAUCCCAUGUAAGCAUGUGUUUUGCCUGUGGUGUGCCCGGAGUGAGGAUCGAGUUUGUGCUCGCUGUGGGGAACGUGUGGCACGGGUAGAGCAGACAGGCCUGGGCACAGUCUUCAUGUGUAACUACACCAUCAACAAAGCAGUGUGCAAACGUACCUAUCUAUCUCAGCGGGACCUGCAGGCUCACAUUGACCACCGCCACAUGAAGAUGUCAGGGACUGGUGGAGCUCCCAAAGAGGACAUCAAGGAGGAGCGCCUCAGCCACCGUGAUCCUCGUGGAGAAGGCAGGGACACACGUGGGGAUCCGAGGGGUGACAUGAGACAAGAUCCUCGCUCCAUGUCUGAUCCCAGAAUUGGCAAGGAAGGUUAUGAGCACCGUGAAUCUUAUUCUACUGCCUCUCAGUUUUCACGUCAGGCAGGGCAAUUUGGUACCAACAGCCACCCUCAGGCACACCAGUCACCCUCCAGUCACCAGGGGUCAUCUCACAACAUCUCCCUUAUCCCAGUCAUGACCUCCUCACGGACUAACCUUAUCACUGUACCCCUCCAGGACCCUCCAGAGCACUCUUCUCACUCUCCAUUUCCACACCCUAGCCCCACACAUCCUCCACCUUCUCACAUGGCCCCUACACACCCUCCUCCAUCACACUCAUUCACAAGCCCUCCUCCAGCUCAUUCCCAGCCACAGACAUACUCCACCUCCUUCACCACUCCUUACACUCACAGUACCCAGUCUGCCCAGUACACUUAUCCUCCCAACCCUGCUACAGCACCACAGCAGAGCCACUCAGUACCUCCACCCUUGUACUCUAAUGUUGCACCCACGGUGCCUCCCCCAACUACCUACAGCAACCGACCUCAGUAUGAGGGCCAGUAUGGCACUACUCAGUGGUCCACCCCACCCCCUCAGGCACCUUCACACCAGUCAGCUUCUACCCUCCACCAUUCCUCACUCUCCUCUGUGCAGUCUUCUCAAUAUUACAGGAAGAACUUCUGAGAAAAAUCUGACAGGACAGUUAUUAUUUUCUGGAAUACUUGAGUUUCUGAGUUAUAGGGAAGAUCUUGUAUGUUUUGUUUCCUGUCGUGUCAGUAGAAUUCUCUUACGCAUAUCUUUUAAAGUUUGAAACUGCCUAUGAAGUAUGCAGUGGAGUUGUUUUUCAUAUAUUGUUUUAUUAUAUUGAGAUGGAUUUCAAAACUUAUAAUUUUUGUGGCUUCACUACUCAUACUCUGCCCAUAUCCUGAUGCCAUUCUCUUUAUAAUGUACAAAGAAAUUUGUAUGUGUAAAUAUUCCCAGGUUCACUUUCACAUUCAUAUUAAAACUACUUUGUUAUCAGUAACCACUUUCAUCUACAUCACAGCAUAUCACAGGUAUAAAACUUCAUUAAAAGUUUUCUAUAGAAGUUCCUGCAUUGUAUGUUAUAGUAAAUACAGUAAACUCUUUCUAAUCCAAACUAAAUGGGGAAAGAUCAGGGUCAAAUUAGCUGAAAUUCUGAAUCAUCUAUUCUAUCUAUCUAUUCAUCUAUCAUCUUUAAGGAGGUGGGUCAAGUAUACUGUUGCGUCCCAGCAGUCAAGACAUGACUUAUAAAAAUCCUACCCUUUUCUUUCAUGUAUCACUUAAUGUAAAAUCUGAAUGCACUACUACAUUUAAAAAUAGCUUAAGUACAAGAACAUUUUUAAUUCUAUUUAAUAUUGGCAUGAGAUAUUGAUAAUCAGUUAAAAUAUUUAUAAACUACAAAAUGUUAUUUACUGACUUACAUUAUUAGCAACUUGGUUUUUAUCCUAUCAAGUUCUGAAAAUUGUGCAGUAGUUGUAGAUUGCUUAAUCUAAUGAUAUAAAUUAAACUUUUAUAUCUUGUGAGCUAAGUAGAGAAAUAUGUUUAAGUAUUUGCUGAAGGAAGCAAAGAGGAUAAUACAUUACUCGUACAUUGCUGGUGCCUUUAUCAAGCAGACUUACUGACCAAAUUGCACCAAAUGGGAGAAAUGGAGCCAAUUUUCUUAUCUGAAUGGAGUAUAUUAUAAUAAGAUCCAGACAAUUUGAACUUCAGAUUAUGUCAAAUUGAAAAUUCUGAACUGGGCGUGAAACAGAGUGAAUUAUCCAAUGCUCUAAUUAUACAGGUGUAACUUGGAGAGAGUUUACUGUAUUGCUAUAAAAAGUUAAUCCGUAUAUUCAAUCAUCAAAAUGUAUCACUGUAACUUUGUGAUAUGAAUGGAUUCAAGAUUUGAAAUUACUAAUACUUUCCCUUCUUUGUUAAUUAGCAAGUCACUGCCAACUUUUGAUGAAUUACCAAUAUAGCAUCUUUUUAUAUAUUAUUAUUUUUGAGUUUUUGUUUAUAUGGGUGAAAGUAUAGGUUAAAUGUUUAUAUUUCUAGUAAUAAUGUACAAAAUAUGCCUGAAUAAUAUUUUCAGUAAGUUAGUAACUCCCAUAAAAUAUAAUUUGCUCCUGCUUUAAUUAAUAUGGCAUGAGGUUGUUACUCAUGCAAUAAAUAUAAAUAUAUAUUGUUCCAGGCAAUUUUUAUGCAUUAUUUGGUGUUGGUUUUAUCAUGUGCUUUAUGGUAAGAUUAAUUUCUAACCACUAGUUUAUUUAGCUAUAUUUAUAUUUCAGUGGCUUGUUACAUUUGGUCUUUCUUUAGAUCAUGUAACAAACCAUAUUUAUUAUGAAGCCUUUGAAAUUAAAUUUAGAAUUUUCUUACACAGGAUAAUAU